GGGCAGCCAUUUUACACACCAGCCUCUGUGUCCACUCCCAGACAAGGACACACACACACACCAACAAACACACUCCCAAGUUCUACAGCUGUCAUGGACCAGGAAAGAGUCAGGGGCUGGGCUCUACCCUACCAAGCAUGAGAAGCUGGAGCCAGCGAUUCAAGAAAGGAGACGGUGAGAACAUGGCUGAGUCUGCGUCCAGGCCUGGCAAUGCACCUACCCCCGUUUGGGUGUCACACACGCCCAUCCCGGACCACCUAUCAGACGUGGUUGAGGACGACCCUGCAGACUCCUCUGAAUACACAUCCAGCACUCCGGAUAAAAACAUGAAAGACAGACUCAGAUCCCUGCUUCCCAAGACCCUGGGGAGAUCCAUCCGGAGUUGGACGAAGGGGCGUGAGGAUGUGAGCUCCGGGGGGGAAGAGAUCCCCCCGGACGGCACCAGGGUGAGCCCCCCCGUGAGCCCCCUGAUGGAGCGCAGGCUCUGGGACGGCCAGGGGGACGAGGGCUCCGGCUCUCUGGCCACCUCCAGCCAGAGGUCCUACAAGCCCCUGCUGCGGGACAACAGGGACCUGUACGCCGGCGAGGAGUCCAUCCUCACCAGCAUCCACCCGGCCGAAUACUACGCCGAGAAGGUGGAGUUGUACAAGCUCAAGUACUCCUACCUCAAGUCCUGGCCCGGGCUGCUGCGGCUGCUGGCCGGCAUGGAGCUGCUGUUCGGGGGCAUGGUGCUCGCCUGCGUCAUCGCCUACAUCCAGAAGGACAGCGAGUGGGACGACUCCUACGGCAUGACCAACGGUUACUACAACAACGGCCAGGGUCUGUCGGGGUACUCCUACGGGGGGCCCAUGACCCCCUUCGUCCUGGCCGUGGCCGGCCUGUCCUGGGUGGUGACGCUGAUCCUGCUGGUGCUUGGCAUGACCAUGUACUACCGCGCCAUCCUGCUGGACUCGGCCUGGUGGCCGCUGACCGAGGCCCUGGUCAACGUGGGGCUGUUCCUGCUCUACAUGGCGGGCGGCAUCGUGUACGUCAACGACCUGAACCGCGGCGGGCUGUGCCACAUGACGGUGGGACACAACCCCAUCGUGGCCAACCUGUGCCGGGUGGACGGCGGGCAGAUGGCGGGCACCACCUUCAUCUUCAUCGUCAUGCUGAUGUACCUGGUGGGCUUCAUGGUGGCGCUGAAGAUGUGGCGGCACGAGGCCAGGCGGCGCGAGCUGGAGAGCUUCAGGCUGGAGGAAGAACAUCCUCACACCAUCCCAAUGUCUAAAAAGAAACCAAAGAAAAUCUCCUUUAAAGAUGAUGAAGGUUACACCAGCAAGAAACCACACUCACAGGACUACAACACCCCGAACUACAGCACUCCCAUCAAGGCCGACUACGUCAUGAAGUACCCGGAGAUCACCUCGGCUGAGGAGCGGGAGAGAUACAAGGCCGUGUUCAACGACCAGUACCCGGAGUACAAGGACCUCCACAGAGACAUCACUAACACCUUGCAGAAGUUUCAGGAGCUGGACGACAUGAUGGACAGCCUCCUCCGGAACAACAGCAGACGAGACGAACAGGAGAGAAUUCAAAGAAUGUUGCUCACAUAUGAAGAGAAGAAGAAGGACCCUGCUUUCCUGGAGAAGAGGGAACGCUACAGGUACAUGAAAGACAAGCUGAGCCACAUCAAGAACAGGAUUCGAACCUUCGACACCAUGGAGAGCCGUGGCAUGACGCUCCCCACACUACUGGAUGCUGUCAGGCCUUUCCUUCCUCCGUCCCCCGGCCGGCGUCGUAUCCAUGACCACCGGGCCACCAUGUACGAGCCCCAGCAGUACGACAGCCCACCGGUGUACAGCCCCCCGUACAGCGCCUCCCUCAGCCUCUACCCCCCUCGGAGCGUCCAUUCCCCCCGCAGCGGGCAUGCCCCGCACCCCUCCCAGGGGCGGCCCCGGGGCCCGCAGCCGCCCCCCGGCUCCUACUACAUGGACGAGCAGGGCGGGGACUACCGGCCCCAGGACUUCCACCGCUGGUUCUCCCCGCCCGGCUUCGUCAAGACCUUCCAGGCCGCCACGGUGAUCAUGUGCUUCGUGAUCUUCGCCUGCGUGGCGUCCACCCUGGUGUGGGACAUGCAGGGCCUGGGCUACGGCGGCGGCGGCGGCGGCUACGGCGCGGGGAUGGGAGGGGGCGGGGCGGCGAGCGGCGUGGGCUCUGGGUACUACGGCGGCAGCUACGGCUACGCCAAUAACUACAUGACGCCGUACUCGGCCAAGUCGGCCAUGAUCUCCAUGGCAGCCAUCAACUUCCUGGUGGCCCUGGGCUUCCUGGUGGGCAGCUUCUCGCGGUCGCGCGCCACGCGGGGCCGCGGGUUCUACCUGGCCGUGUUCAUCUGCGACAUCAUCCUGGCCGUGCUACAGGGCAUCAUGGACAUCAUCUUCGUGAUCGGGGUGAACCCCAUGUCCCAGAGCUCCCAGAGCAUGCUGUACAACCCCAUGCUGAUGAUGUGUCAGAACAUCAAGGGGAGCCCCAGCAUCAGCGCCGCCGCGGGCUCGGGCUACCCAGGAGGCUUCUCCCUGUACAACCAGUACCUGCACCACUACUGCUACAUGGACCCUGAGGAGGCGGUCGCCCUGGUACUUGGUCUGAUGGUCGUGCUGGCCCUGUCUCUGGCUGCGUACUACGCCUACAAGACCCGCAGUAAGAUCUGGCGCCAUGGCAAGCCCAACAUCACCUGGGACCCCCCGCUGGUCGCCCUCCAUCCGCAGGACGUCCAGGACUGGGUGAACCAUGUGGGAGAGGGGCGGAGCACCCAGCAGGCCCCGACCGUCGUCCUAUCAGAGAGAGCCGCGCCGGACCUCCGGGCUGGGAACGUCUCCGUCGCCCACGGCAACGCGGCACUCGGCGUCUACAGCGAAGCGGGUGCUUACGUCAGCGGCAACAACACCAACAGCCGGGUCCCUGAGCCCCUGUACCAGAACGUGGGGGUCCCGGCCAGCUCCCACGGCUCGGAGGAGGAGGAGGAGGAGGAGGAGGAGGCCAACAGCAUCAGGAAGCCCCCCCAGUAUGAGGAGAGGGACCGGGGCCCCGAGCGGAGCGGGAGCCCCCCUGCCCGGGACGUGGCCCCGUCCCAGUAUGAGAGCGGCUACACGACCGGUGGGGAGACUGGGCACGAGCUGGACCAGUAUCUGAGAGAUCACCUCUACAGGUUGUACCCUGAGAUCACUUCGGAGGAGCAGAGGAAGCGCUACAAAGGGGAGUUUGACGCAGACCUGGCCCACUACAAGAGGCUCUGCGCCGAGAUGGACGACAUCAGCGCGCAGAUCCACAAGCUGGGCCAGGAGCUUGACCUACUGCAGGAGGGCUCAAUCAAGUACCAGGGUGUCGCAGAUGAAUACAACCGAUUGAAGGACCUUAAAACUUCGCCAAACUAUCAAGGAAAGAAAAAACGUACCAAAGAACUGAGUCAAAAACUCUCCCAUCUAAAGCGGCUAGUAAAGAACUUUGACCUUCACGUUUGAGGAACCGGCUACGCUCGAAGACACAGCAGAAAGCGGAAAUGAGGGUGACUGCAAAUGUUCUUUUUUGAUGGUGAACUCUGUAAAUUACUUUGGAAUUCAUCGGUUUUGCCGAAGCUCAAUAGCUUUGAACUGUUGUGAGUUCCCAUUAUAAACCCCAUUAAUAGCAACAGACAUUCCAGAACGUACCAGUGGAAACCGAAAUGCAAAUGUAAGGCAGAAACGUACUUAAUGUGUAGGAGGCCUCCCUCAAGCCUGAUACUACUGCAAAGGGUUUAGCUUUUUGGAGAAGCAGAAUAACAAAAUGCUAAGUUUAUUGGAAAAUGUGAUGUCAAAGAAAACAUGAAACUCACGAGUCUACCUCUACUGCCCUGGGCCACAUAAGUGUUUAUUUUGUGUUAAUACUUUGCAAGUGCAGAUUAAUGGAAAACACAAAGCACGUGAUGUUUUGAAUCUUUAAUAAUGCUUUCAUACACUUAAAAUUUUAAAACUAGAGAACUAAGAACCCAAAGAUAUAGGAAAACAUUAAUUGUACAUCUUGUUUUUUUCCUCAGGGGAUUUAGAGUAAAACAAAUCAAAAUCAAAAUGCAAUAAAGGGUAUUGCCGAGAAUCAUUUAUGUAUCCUUACACGUUACAUUUCAAAUCAUUGGCAUUUUAAAACGAUGCUCCACUUUUUUACUUGCAUCAUAAAUACAUACAAAAAUGUAUGUCAAUUUGGUAGUGAUUUCAUUGUUUUGGCUAUCGUCAGCCUCCAAGGAAAGCCCUGGUGUGCAACUACAAUAGACUUCAGGACCAUAGGGUCCAACAGCCUCUGCAGCAACGCAUUGUUUGAACACACAAGUAAGUGUCGCUGUCACCAUCCAUUAAAUACUGACUUUGGUGGUCUCAAGACCCAUUUCGCUCUUUUUCGACAUUAGACCAGAAAGCAGAGGUAUUUUGAUGUAACAUAUCGACAAUAAAACAACAAAAAUACAUUAAAGAGGACAACAGUUAACCAAAAUAUCAAAUGUUGAAGAAUCCAUUUUACAGACUUACAUUCUAAAGAAUGAACAUUAGAGAUAAAAAAAAAAAUACAACAAAAAAAAGAUUUUCACAUGCAGUAGAAGAAGUCGCCCUUAAUAUAUUUAGAUAUAUACACAGAGAAUACUUGUUUCAAGUUUCAACCCCUGCCCAACAAACUAGCAGAACCAAAACCUAAGCGACAGAUAUCAGGGCGUUCGAGCAUCUUCUACCAUUGGCCUGCAGAGUUUUUGUUCAAUGGAAAUUCCUGCAGUAGUUGCAAAUAUCUGCCCGUUACGCAUUCAGCCCGAAGACGCACGCUAUCCUUAGCCUCUCCAUUAUCUUUAAAUCACAGAGAAAUCCAGUUUGAGGAACAAGUCCAAACUCUCGUUAUGGGAGGGGUGGUGGGGUCCAUUUAAAAGAUGGAACACGGAUGGCCUUUUUUUUUUUUUUUUCCUACAUCAAUUCAUAACGAAAAACAAGGCAGUGGUCUAAAAGGAAGGCGGCUCGUGGUGAACAAGGAGUACGGAGGUUUGAGUUUAGGAAACAUCAGUCUGAAAUUCAUUCUGAAAUCCUGUGAGGUAAUUGUCAGUUUGUCAUGAAAAUUGUCACCUGUUCUCGUUAGUUAUGUUUUGUUUUCAGAGAACAGCGUUGGUGCAAGCCCUGUGAAAGAAUGUUAAUGUAAAAGUUCUGCUGGCCAAGCAGUCAUUCCAUGGCAUCCCACCAAGUCUUCUCUCCCUAACCGAUAGCUUCAUCAUAUCUAUUAAGAUACCCACUCUCAUAAUGAUAAAAUAGACUUUGGUACAUUUCUUCUUAUCCCUCUCGUUUUUAAGUUUCCACUUUUCCACGCCCAACCACCCCCCCCCCCCACCCCCACAGUGUCAGUUGCUAUAGGAGUUCAUCCAAGGAGAACCACAGCGUUCCUCUCUUAAAGCACAAUGUCCUUUAACAGAAGCCUCCUGCGGACCCUUAAGAACUUGCAGCGUGUGGCCCCCUUCUCCCCUUCAACCGGUUCAUCGUCCGUUCCAGUCUGUUGCCGUGUUCAUGUCCAUGGUCAGCACUGAUAAAUAUCAGUCUAUAAAAAAGGAACCAAAAAUUGUAGCAAAAUAUCUACAAUGGAGACAAUGGUUAAGGGGUACGAGCAGAGUUUUCCUUUGGGGGUUGCGAGAACGUUCCGCCCUCCCUCGGCAUUAGGGAACGCUGCAUCCUUAGUCGCCGUGGCGAAUUGUUGUUGACAUGACGUGGGGUCACAGGGGGCCCCAGCGGGACCGACCUGGCCUCCGUCCCGGGACCUGGCAGCGGACACGGCGCCCUGGCACCAAGAGGCUCCCAGGCUGGCACCGGUUCAGAACCAGGGGCGGGGCCGGGGGCGACUCUGUGUUCACCGUGUACCGUGACGACGCGGGGAGGAGAGGGAUGAGCGAGCGCUCGCGCUACAGUACGGCGCGGCGGCCAGCUGGCAGUGGCGGGAGGACGCACCGCGCCCCACAGAUGGCGUGGCCGUCGAGUCACGAGGGUUCCUGUUGGUCCAUGUGCGUCACAACCCCCCACGAGACGGAGA
This is a messenger RNA of Gadus chalcogrammus (walleye pollock), 6060 nucleotides long. RefSeq lists its product as uncharacterized. Gene Ontology annotation, molecular function: cis-regulatory region sequence-specific DNA binding. NCBI's taxonomy places the organism in Eukaryota, Metazoa, Chordata, Actinopteri, Gadiformes, Gadidae. Gene Ontology annotation, biological process: positive regulation of transcription elongation by RNA polymerase II; snRNA transcription by RNA polymerase II. The transcript is spliced from 15 exons. The record is from RefSeq and is a predicted model, not a curated record. Gene Ontology annotation, cellular component: membrane; transcription elongation factor complex. The coding region runs from base 138 to 3503 and encodes 1121 amino acids.